Molecule: messenger RNA, 1881 nt
Organism: Phymastichus coffea
Lineage: Eukaryota; Metazoa; Arthropoda; Insecta; Hymenoptera; Eulophidae
Gene: Sil1
Product: nucleotide exchange factor Sil1
Exons: 4
Coding region: 260-1660 (466 amino acids)
Source: RefSeq, a predicted model, not a curated record
ACGGGUUACGAGAGUGGACUUUAAUAAAAUAUGGAGCAAGUAGCAGCGGUUGUACGACAGAAAUGUAAAUAUUACAAGCCACGAUAUUUACUUAGAAAUAAAAAGGAAACUCAACAGUGAAAAUUAGUUUCAAUUUAAUGAAAAGUCGACAAACUAGAUUAAUUAACAUUUUGUUAUAAAUUCUCUCCGGCUUUACAAAAGUAUAAUAUUUAUUGACGCUUUCACUUUUGCUGCAACGUAGCUCAACAGCAAUACCAGUAUGCGUUAUGUUAUCACUCUCCUGCUUGUAAUUUUCUGCACUAUAAUUGUAAAUGCCACUGAAACUACCAAAAACGAUAGUGUUUUUGUACCUACCAAGGAAUGGCAAACAGUUAAAAAAGGAAUUUCAAUACCUCAAGGUUUGCACAUACGACAUAAUUUGCAAACAGGAGUAAUAGAAGCUAAAUUGAUGGAUGAUGAUAAUGACAAAGAAAAAAGUUCUGAGGAUAAUCUUAACAGUUCACAACAAAAUUCUUUGACAUUACAUCCUGAAAAAUCAUUAACAGAUGAAGAAAAUCAUUUAUUAAAUAAAGAUGAAGCAACAAAUAAAAUGAAAAUUCCAAUUGAUGAAUUGAAAGCGAUGCUUAAAAGAAUCAAGUCAGAUGAUUCAUCAAAUUCAAACAAUGCUGAAGCAACUCAACCAGAGAGAAGAAAAAAAUUUAGAAGCUAUGUAGAGUUAAAAGAAGAACUGGAAGCAUUAAACAUGAAUGUUUCUACAGAUUCUCAAAUACUUAAUGGCCUAUUUAGUCAAUUCGAAUCUCAAAGAGAAUUUAUUUUAACAGAGAAUCUUGAUUCAGCAAAAGUGGAAGACGUCAUGGAAAUUCUCAAUAAUAUAGAAUAUCUCAUUCAUCAAAUAGAUAAUGCUCGAACAUUUACUGACAUGGGUGGAAUGUCAAAAAUUAUUUCUCCUUGUUUGAAUUCAACAAAUCCUGAAAUUAAAGCAGAGGCAUUGAAACUCUUGGGUGCAGCAGUUCAGUCUAAUCCUAGAGUUCAAUUAAAGGCACUAGAAAAUGACUUUAUCCAAAAAAUUUUACAUUUACUGACUGUAAAUAAUGUAGUUGUAGUUAAAGCUAGAUGCUUAUUUGCCCUUGGGGCUCUUGUAAGACAUUUUCCUGCAGCUCAAAAAGCUUUAGUUGAUAAUGGAGGUUUAGAAAUAUUUGGAAAAAUUUUAGCAGAUGGACAUUUUCAAGUUCAAGCAAGAGUUAUGAACUUAGUCAAUGAUUUAAUAAUAGAAAGACAAAAUUUAGAUGAAAAUCGUGACAACCUAAUGAGGAUUCAAAAACUGAAAGAAUAUGAAUCUACAAAUUUAGAGCAUAAACUAGUAAUGCAAGAAUAUUGUCAGAACUUAAUUGAUUUAGCAAUUAAUAGCCUGAAGACAAAUUCAGAUGUUGAUGACUUUUUUGAAGUAAUUUAUGAAAGUAUAAUAACAUUACAUUCUGUUUGCAAAAAAGAAAUUUUGAAUAAGGAAUAUGCACUUUCUUCGGAAGUAAAAAAAAUGUUAAUCAAAUAUCGUGAUUUCCCAAACGUAAAUGAAGAUGAUGAAAAUUUAAAUACUGAACAUUUGGAAUCUUUAGAAGAAAUAGAAAAUAUAUUGUCAAAACUACGUCACGAUGAAUUAUAGCACUUGACAAAGUUGUACUUAAUCACAGCCAUUAGGCAUAUAUCAUUAAUAACAUCUAUUUCAAGUGAGGUUAUUUUUUGUUGACAGAUAGAUGCAAUUGUAAAUUUUCUAUUACUAGUCUGAUAGACUGAAAGUACUCGUGAUUUAUCGAGACGUUGUAAUUAAUAUAAGUUUAUAAACUGUUGAAUAUAAAUAUUGCAAUAAAAUAUUUUGUAAAUAAA